GCAAUGCCUAUUUUCCUUGCGGGUACCGUAUCCCAAGAUCGUACCUCCGCCAACAUGAACUAAUUGACUUUUUCCUUACACACUUCCUACGUACUGCCUCACUGUCGUCGUUCAUUACACAUUACAUAUUACGUUACCACAGUAUACAAAAACUAUACUUUCCAGUUCUUCUUCGUCCCCCAGACUUUUUUCUUCACUGUACAUAUCGACUUCGAGAGUUAUCAUAAUAAAAUUUGAGACUCAGACGAAUCGGUAUACUAAUAAUACCUAAUUCCAUUCGUUCACGUUCAUCCAAACCGUACAUACCUAUCAACAUCCUCGACCCUUCCGAAGCAACCAUUAACCCCCUAUCGCUUACACCAGCAAGCGCCUGGCCUACAAGUCGACCCAAUCAUCCUUACUCCCCGCAAUAUUUUCUCGACAAUCACUCGACAAACGUCACUUUCCACUCAGGGGGGGAAAUCCAGAGAGAAAAAAAAAGUUUACGCCUGGUCCAAGCAAAAUAGCAUGUCGUCGCCGUUGAAGAAGCAGCCUGAGGCUGUAGCAGAUAAAGUUCUCAAGCGAGUGGAAGUUAGCAAGAUCGCCCGAAGAUUACAGGGUCGGUUGGCUCUAGCACAGUUUAAGACGAAGCACGGAUGGGAGGACUUGACACUCGAUACGAUCGAGCCCAAAAUCGAAGAGGAGAUUCGACGUAGACGCCUCGUCGACGGCGAUGUACUCUCCGACUCCUCGUCCAGCACAUCGGAACUGCCUUACCCUAGCAGCAGAACUACCCUCAUGAGCUCCCCGCUCAAAGCCCCUCUCUUUUCAGAUGCCAUUGGAUCCAGCAACGGCAGCACUGGUCAUCGAAAACGCACAUACAACAUGGCUUCGUUUGAUAUAACCAUGUCGAGUCCAACCAAGCGAUUUCGUACCUCGCCUACCGCAUACAAAUCUUUCGAGUCCCCACAUAGAUCAUGGAAAGCACAUCGUCAACUAACCCAGUCUUCUCCUAUCAAGCCACGAAGGCAACAGCACUUUACAACUUCUACGGGGCCUGAUGUGUCGUUUUUCCAGGGCUCCCGCCGCCCCUCAGUGGAUUUUACUGCACAAAAUUUUGCUGCACAUUCAGACGAUGACGACGACUUAUUACCCACACAUUCAUUUAUGGUUAACCACGGCCAUGUCCAUGGCCAUGACCACAAUCGGACAUCGCCCCCUCGAACACCGCCUAUGCGUAGUAGAUCGAUAAAUCGCCGAAAUAAGGAUAGGGGUAUGGGAAACGGUGAGAAGCCGGAAGAAGGCGCAGAUCUGUUGCUAUAUCUGGCAGCAUCUCCCUCACCGGCAGUACAUUCGACGAAGACUCGAAUGGAGCCUCCCUCUACGCCACCUCAGAAGAAAGACCUCGCAUUGCCGUCUUCGAUGAUGACAACCCCUGGAGGUGGUACGCUCUUCCCCACAACACCAGGCCAACCCUUUGACAUGUCAGAUUUUGUCAAUAUCACACCCAGCCCUGCGCAGAAGCCGUGGAAGACACCGCUGUCGCUUAAGACGCCUACGGCGAAGACGCCACUAAGCGGGGCAAGACGACGAUUAACGUUUGAUGACCCAGCACUUGGGCUAUAAAGCUGCCUCAGCUAGAUAUGCCUAAUCACUUGCAAUUUACGUCGGGAUAAAUAUGUACCUACGAACGACGCUACAUUCCCUUUUUCACUUCUACAUCUACACCUUUUUUUUUCUCACCUUGAUGUGCACACGCACACAUGACAAUACCCGGCUUUCGCCAUGAUCACUUAGUAUGUUUCCCAAGAGGUAUGGAUGGGCGGACAGCAAGGGCUGGUAUGCUUGUACAACACAUACAGGACACGGACUACGUUUUUUUCUUCUCAUACUGCCGUCUUUUAAUCCCGAGGUCAGCAACGUGGCAUGCGCGGAGUCUAUUGGUCACGGCACCCAUUGUUUUCGGUAAUGCUUCGCACGAUAUUGCGCUUCACACCCCACCCCGCGUAUGGGUAUUUUGUUGUUGUUGUUUUUUCUUCUCCCGCGAGAUAAGGGAAGCUAUUACGCAUGCGUAGUUUUCGACGAUAGUUUGAUGGUAGGGUAUGGAUGGGCGGUACGGAAGGACGGACUAACGGACAAACGAAACUACGUAGCAAGCUAGUGUAGUGUGGUAUAGCUCACUCACAGUCAGACAGACAGACAGACAGACAAAUAAACAAAUAAUGCGAG
Molecule: messenger RNA, 2208 nt
Organism: Daldinia decipiens
Lineage: Eukaryota; Fungi; Ascomycota; Sordariomycetes; Xylariales; Hypoxylaceae
Exons: 2
Coding region: 508-1605 (365 amino acids)
Source: RefSeq, a predicted model, not a curated record